Pipra filicauda (Wire-tailed manakin) is the source of this 702-nucleotide messenger RNA. RefSeq names its product ASNSD1 upstream reading frame (gene ASDURF). Lineage: Eukaryota; Metazoa; Chordata; Aves; Passeriformes; Pipridae. The coding region runs from base 61 to 336 and encodes 91 amino acids. The record is from RefSeq and is a predicted model, not a curated record. The transcript is spliced from 4 exons.
UGUGGGGCUGUCGCCGCUGUCGCCGCUGUCGGGUGUGAGCGCCCCGUGCCCGCCGGGGGGAUGUCGGGCCGCCUGCCGCGGCAGGAGGACGGGGAGAGCGCGGCGCUGCGCCACAGGGAGGAGCUGAGCCGGCAGAUUAAAGAGCAGAAGGUUGUAGUAGAUGAGCUUUCUAAUUUGAAGAAGAACAGGAGAGUUUAUAAGCAGCAACCCAACAGCAACAUAUUCUUCCUUGUGGACCGAACAGAAACGCUGUCUCAAUGCAAAAAUACAUUAGAUGAAUUAAAGAAGGCACAGCAGGAGAUGGAAAAUUCAGAAAAAGCUAAAAUGAAGAAAUAGUUCAUGUGAAUCCCAAGUCACAAUGUGUGGUAUUUGUUGUGUUGUUACUUUGUGUAGCCAACGUGUUAUUCCUGAUUUCCUCAGCGAAGACACACUCCACCGUCUGAGAAGAAGAGGACCAGACAGUAGCCAACAGUUGAUAAAAACUGUGUCAGAUCUCUCUUACAAAUGUCUGUUUUCUGGCCAUGUACUUCACUUGAGGGGACUGGUGACUCCUCAGCCUCUAGAAGAUGCCAAUAACAAUGUUUUUCUUUGGAAUGGAGAAGUUUUCAAUGGAGUGCAUGUAGGAGAUCUAGACAAUGACACUCAAGUAAUGUUUCAUCAUCUCACAUUAUGCAGGAGCGAAGAGGACAUUUUGUCACUCUU